GACUUAUGUGAAUUAAUUUAGAACCAUGAUCAACACCAGAAAGCGGAGCAAGUUCCUUGAAAUGUAUCUUUUGAUAAAUGAGAAUACUAUAUUAUCAAAAUUGGGAUGUGCGCUCUUUCAAUAGCAUAUAUUUUGUUCUCCUUAAAUCACUGAAAGGUGGAGUGCUUAAAAAACAAAAUUAUUCAGAGUCUCAACCACUACAUAUUGCUUUAGUUAUCUGUCUCCCAUCAUAUGUGUGUCCCUCGUAUUAAAUAGGUGCAAAAAUUUACGUUCAUAUAUAAUCAUCAAACUCCCAUAAGAUCAGCCACACAAACAAGAUGGAUUGGUUCUCGUGGCUAUCAAAAACCGACCUUGACCCAACCAUAAGCUACGAGUACGGACUCAUCUUCGUCCAGAAGAAGCUCCAAAGUGAAGACAUUGCGCUUUUCAAUCACAACUUCCUCAGGCGACAUGGCAUUACUGUGGCUAAACACCGCCUAGAGAUUCUGAAGCUCUCGAAGAGUGAAACAGAAACACUUAGCUCCUAUCACCAUCGUCCGGCCUCAGCCAAAUUCAUCUCUGUCCUCAUUAAGGCGACAAAAAGUAUUGGCAACCGCUUCAACAAGUGGUUUUUCCUCGUAGAAACCGCCGUGAUUGAACCGGUGAUGGAGAAGCAGUCGCCAGAACCUUCUAGCCGUGGAGAAGCGUUUGUGAGUGGAAAUAUUAAAGCUAAUGACAAAAGAGCGACGGUAAAAGUGGAGAUGUUACCUGUGAUAAGGAAAAAGAGAAUUGCAAAAUCUGGACCGUUAGAUAUAAAACACCGAAUGCAAGACAAAACGACAUUUACAGCUAACCGGAGCAUGAACCUAUCUGGACCGUUGGAUCAAAGUGUUCAAGAAAGACUUUUAUUAGCUUACAGAAGCCCUGUUGUAUCGGGACAGCUAGAUGGAAACUUAAAUGAACGGCUGAAAAUAUCAGGGCCGUUAAAAGAAAGACCACCGAGCCCAAGUGUGUAUGUGGAGUACAGUAGAAGAGACGAUGACACACGAUGGGCUGCUCUGUUUCACAACUUGAAGCCAACAUAGAUCUCAAGUGCAAGUGGUUUUUGUUUAGUGCUGAAAAAACAGUAUGUAGCUUUUUUUUUUGGAGCAAAAACAGUAUGUAGCUAAGGUACUCAAUUCUGGGGUAUCCGUGGUGCUGCAUAUACAAACUAUUUUCUUGUGCUCUUACUUAUGGUCCUAUUUGUCUCUUCAAUCAUUCCGGUCUUGCUCGUUUUGAGAAAUUAAAAAAAACUGAGGUCG
Eruca vesicaria subsp. sativa (arugula) is the source of this 1280-nucleotide messenger RNA. Lineage: Eukaryota; Viridiplantae; Streptophyta; Magnoliopsida; Brassicales; Brassicaceae. The record is from the annotation of a GenBank genome assembly.